CAACAUAUAAAACAAAACAGUGCUUUGACCGGCCACACAUUAUAUUGAAGGUUGAGCCACCAUUGUUGUUAACAAAAUGUCGAUAGUGUGUAAAGUAUAUUCUUGUUUCAAAGUUAAAGUUUAGUAUGUGAAAGACUACAGUUAUUAUUAGUUUGUGUUGUGUUUCAAAGUUUCAAAUGUUAAAUAGAUUUUGUUUGUCAAAUGUAUAAUUUCAAUUGUAAGUUCAAAAUGAAGAUGGAGUGUAUCCUGCAACUUCAUAAAGUCAGUGGCCAGGGAUGGAGUCAGAAGAUUCUCAAGAUGCAAACUCCAGAGACUGUGCAUCUUCAGGUAGUUCAUCUAGUUAUGAAGAUGAUGGUCCUGCAUCUCCAAAUCCAAAUUCACGACCAGAAAGUCGUGGAUCAGAAGGUCCAGAUAGUCCAAAUGGCAGAACUGGUAGUUUAGAUAAGCCUGACAGUCCUUCUGAUAAUAGUAUUGAAAGACCAGAUAGUUGGAAUGCCCAGAAUGAAAAUUCCUGUGAUGGACCGGCAUCUCCUGUUGAUUCUAUCAAUAAUGCCAAUCAACCAAAGUCACCAUAUAGUAGCGGAAAUGAAAUAAAUUCUCCAGAUGGUCCAAUGAGCCCUAAAAGUGAUAAUGAAGAUGAUCCUGAACCUGCAUCUCUUGAUUGCAGUGCAAAAAGCCCAAAAUCAAAUCAAAGCUCGCCUAGAAGAUCUAGAUCAAAUUCAUCCAGAAGAUCUGAAUCUAAUUCUCCUAGAAGAUCAGUGUCUAAUGCAUCUAGAAGAUCUAGAUCUAAUACUUCAAAAAGAUCUGCAUCUAACUCUCCUCUAAGAUCAGUAUCAAACUCCCCAGUGAGGUCAAGAUCCAACUCCCCAAUUGAAUCCAGGUCAAAUUCUCCAAAGGAAAUGAGAUCAAGCUCACUCAGAUCUCAAUCAAAUUCUCCAGCGAGAUCUAGAUCAAAUUCGCCUGAGAGAUCAAGAUCAAAUUCUCCUAGAAGAUCUAGAUCAAUAACACCAAAAAGUGUAAAGUCCUCACGAUCAGGAAAUAGAUCCAGAAAUGCUAAUUCAGAAUCUAGUUCAUCUAGUAAUGACUCAAGUAGAUCUCGAUCUAGACCACCUGAACCUCCAAUGGAGGAAAUUUCAGACUGUGACAUGGAUUCAGAUCAUAAUAGUGUUAAUGAAGAUAAUAGUUACUCUAACCAGAAAAGUGUCUCUUCGCCAGCUUCUAAUAAAAGUAAUUCUAAGGUAACUGAUAAUAAUUUAAAUAUGAGUCAUGAGGAUCUAUCAGAUGUGUCAGAUUUAGAUAGUACUGCACAAUCUGACGCUGAAGAAUUAAAACCAAGUAAAAGUCCAGUUCAAGCUCCUCAUGUAACGGAUUUACGCCAGAAACUAGACGAGGCAAAAAAACAAAAUAAUGUUGCUGAAAAAUCUGUUAGUUCACCUGAAGAGCCAAAGCAGCAAUCAGUGCCUCUGACAAUCCAUAAAACUACUGAAGAUGCCGAAGAGGCAUUAGAUUUUGAGGCUGAAGAGGGAGAGUGUCCUGGAGAACCUCCGCAAGCUGAGACAAAUGGUAAAACAGCUGAAAAUGAUAAAAAUGAUGAGGAAGACAAUGGGGAAAUUGAGGAAGGAGAAGAAUUAGAAGAAGGCGAAGUCACUGAUGGUGAAGAAAAUAGACCUGAAGAAACAGAGCCACGUCCUGUGUGUAGAUUUUUCGCCAGAGGACAGUGUACAUGGGGCAUUAGCUGCAGAUUUCUUCAUCCGGGAGUAACUGACAAAGGUAACUAUACUAUGUUUGACAUGGUACGGCCAGUUGCAGCAGGCCCGGCAGGCGGACAUGCACCAGGAUUUGGUAUGCAUCAUGAUUUUAGAACAGAGCGUCCAGUUCAUAUGUUUGGUCCUCCUGCAGGUGGUCGCCCUGGAGGUGUGGCUGGUGAACCACCUGCAGUUGAAAGCGCUUGGGAAAGAGGACUAAGAACAGCCAAAGAAAUGAUGAGAAAGGCUAAUAAACGUAAGGAACAGGAUAUGGAUUUUGAAGAAAAGAAAAUGAAUUUGACUAUUGGCCAAGAAGAAAUUGAACGAGAGAACGGUUAUUAUGCCAGAGCUGCAUCACCACCAAGAGCCUUGUCACCAGACUUGGCUUAUCUUAAACCCAGACAUGUUCCUCAUGACGGAUUGAUUCCUAGAAAGGAAGAAUACUUUAGACGGCAUUAUGACGAACCACGACUUAUACGUAUGGAACCACCAAUUUAUGAUGAUUUAGCACUUCAUGAACGAGACAGAAUGCCCCGGUAUCGUGAGCUACCCUCUCAUAGAAUGCCACAAUAUGAAGAAGAUGAGUUAUUGCCACCUGAUGUUGUAAAGAGGAGGCCGAGGCCAGCACGAGAAGUAAUUGUUCAAAGAGCUGAACCUGUUACUAGAGGGGAUGAAUGGGCUGAUCCUUGGAUGAGAUCUAAAAGCCCUGGUUCUCGAAGGCCUAAAGAAAGGACAUCGAGAAGAUCUUAUAGUUCUGGCUCUAGUUAUUCAAGUAGCAGCAGUACAAGUAGCACAAAGUCACGUUCUCCAAGAUCACGGUCACCUCGUGUUCGUGGUACACAUCAUUCAUCCACAAGUAGGCGACGUGCUCGUGUAUCACCCAGUGUUAUUGUUUCUGAACGCAGGGCUGCUUCUGAAAGGGCUUUAUUGAUGAAUCCCCCAGCACCCUCUCCACGGAAAAGGCCACAUAGUCCAGCAAUGAUGAGAAGACAUGCGCAGAAUCCACCAGCACCAAUUAGUGUAUCAAAAUCUAGCAGUAAUAGUAAAUCAUCGAAGAUAAACAGAGAACAAACAGAUGCUUUUGGUCGCGUACGAAGGGACAUUGAUAGAGUAUCUGAAAGAAGCCGCAGAGAUUCGUUAACAAGUUCCUCUAAGGGCUCUCAUAAAUCGCCAUAUAAGAGGGACUCACGAGAUUCGCGGAGGCGAGAUGGUCGUUCUGCUAGUUCCAAUUCUGGUUCUUCAGAUUCCAGUUCCAGUGACUCUGGAUCUAGUUACUCUAGUAGUUCAAGUUCACGUGAAAGAAGUCCUGUUACUAGUAGGAGAUUGGUGGAUAGUGCGAGACUUCAUGCAACUAUUGAUAGAUCCAAAGUGCGAGCUAGAACACCAGUUGACAGGAAACGUGAUGAAAGUCGUAAAGCUGUAGAAAGCGGAAGAAAAAGGCCUGCAAGUUCACCACCAAGUGAAGAUAAAUCUAACAAGUCUCCCAAUGGUCCGAAAAAGGCUUCGCGGAGGGAGGAACUAUUGAAACAACUUAAGGCUGUAGAGGAUGCAAUCGCUAGGAAGAGAUCCAAGAAUGAUUAAUAUAGCGCUUAUGUUUCUUUUGAUAUUUGUUAGUUUGUAAUCCAUAAAAUCAUUGUGACAUUAUUUUGUAUAGUUCUCAAUAGGUUUAGUAUUUGUGGAUAGUUUCAAAAAAUACUUAAUGAAAUAUGUAUGCUUUGGAAAUUAUCAACCAAUUUUAUG
Molecule: messenger RNA, 3485 nt
Organism: Ctenocephalides felis (cat flea)
Lineage: Eukaryota; Metazoa; Arthropoda; Insecta; Siphonaptera; Pulicidae
Product: zinc finger CCCH domain-containing protein 18-like
Exons: 11
Coding region: 276-3326 (1016 amino acids)
Molecular function (GO): metal ion binding
Source: RefSeq, a predicted model, not a curated record